Messenger RNA from Trichoderma virens Gv29-8, 1607 nucleotides. RefSeq lists its product as uncharacterized. The coding region runs from base 455 to 1573 and encodes 372 amino acids. The transcript is spliced from 4 exons. Gene Ontology annotation, molecular function: transcription cis-regulatory region binding; DNA-binding transcription factor activity. The record is from RefSeq and is a predicted model, not a curated record. Gene Ontology annotation, biological process: positive regulation of transcription by RNA polymerase II. NCBI's taxonomy places the organism in Eukaryota, Fungi, Ascomycota, Sordariomycetes, Hypocreales, Hypocreaceae. Gene Ontology annotation, cellular component: nucleus.
AUUCACUUGAGCAAGUUGGAUCCAUCAACCGCAAGGUGAACAUCUUCUGGCAAGAUUGACGGAUCUGAAACCUCUGUGUGGACUCAUGACCCCGAAACGGCGCAGAACGGGAUGGUAAGCUCAUCCAACCAUACAAGGUAAAUUUGCCACAAACUCACCCAUUAGUAUCAAUUGUCGUAAUCGGCGUCUUAAAUGUGACGAGGCCAAACCAGUGUGCGGUCGUUGCCGUAACAGAAAUCUAGAAUGCAAUCCUCCGGAUUUUAUCGUCCACGAUAGGCGGUCAACCAGACCAAGAAGCACAAGACAGCAUCAAAGCAAUAUUGAUUCAGAAACACAAAUACCCAUAUUGCCUUCAACCCCGGAAUCUACUUAUGAUGUAUUUCGUCAAAUACAAUUUGCGCAGUUGCCAGAUCCGGAGGCAGUUCUGCCUCAAGUCGAAUCACGACAGCCGGCCAUGACAGAGGAGGUCAUGGAUCUCCUUCUCAAGUACCAGUCUGGUAUCGGUGCGUGGAUGGACGUCCUUGAUCACUCGUCCAACUAUCGGCGGCAAGUCACCCGGCGUGCGGCGUCAUCAGCGCUUCUCAUGUAUUCCAUCUGUGCCUUGUCUGCGAAACAGAUGAGCCUCGUUGCGGAACAUUCUGUUUGGGAGCUAGUUGCCGGCCGCUUUUAUGGACAAAGUUUGAGAUUACUCAUCCAUGAUUUGAAUCAGAUUGACGCCAAAUACGAUGAAGUCUUCGUGGCAACCCUCCUCCUCUGCAGCUACGAAUUGCUAUCGAUCCCAGGCCCAGAUUACAGAAAGCAUCUCGAGGGCGUAAGUUCCCUUCUUUGGUCUCAUUGCUUACCUUCCAUUACUACGGAUCUUGAUAAAGCCAGCUUCUGGAUUUAUGCACGUCAUGAUGUUGCAAUGGCUCUCAUCAACUACUGCCCUACACUAAUUGCAACUAGCGAGUGGCCAGACGCGAUGGCUGGCCCAAAUUCCGAAGAAGAUGCUGUUGGUAACAAAGUCCUUUGGCUUCUCGCCAAGGUCAUUGAGCUCCGUUUUGCGCCGUCCGGUAACAUUACGCCAGGUAAUCGUAACCAAUGUCUGCUAGAGGUCGGGGCAGAAGUAAACAAGUGGUGGGAUGAUCUUCCACUAACAUCCCACGGGUUAUCUUCUGGCGAUGUAUCUGAAGAUGGCCUUUCUCAGCUGUGGUUUUGUGUUCAGUCUGCAGCGGCUGGUCUUCUUUACUUCCAUGUGGCAAAGAUUUUGCUUCUGGAGGAGUCAAUUAAGGGCUCUCAGGAGGCAAAUGCGCUCGAAGAUCGAUAUGAGUACGACAACUAUAAAGAGCAACUACAUCACCAUUCUCGAAGCAUAGCGUCAAUUUGCUUCUCACCAGGAGUGGAAGACGGCGUAUUAGUGGUUGCCGUUAACCCGUUAUACUAUGCGGCAAAAUAUGCUCCAUCAUUAUCUUUAAAAGCAAAGAUUUGGGCUCUUCUCGACAAGAUUGAGAACGAAUUGGGAUUCCACACUAAGACCCGUGUCAUGGAGUUACAGCGGGAGCUUGAAUCACAGCUAUCACAAAACAAUGUAUAAUCCUGGGGUAAAUUUACCUAUACUAGGGAAACUU